Molecule: messenger RNA, 5247 nt
Organism: Malurus melanocephalus (red-backed fairy wren)
Lineage: Eukaryota; Metazoa; Chordata; Aves; Passeriformes; Maluridae
Gene: NRXN3
Product: neurexin 3
Exons: 17
Coding region: 556-4872 (1438 amino acids)
Source: RefSeq, a predicted model, not a curated record
GCAAGCUCCGUGAGUGCCAAGGAGUGAAUUAUGGGCUGGGUAUCCACCAGAGCAUCAUGAAGAUUGACUUUAUUUUUGCCCUCUUGAAGCUCAUGUGCUUUAUGAAUUCAUUCUGUCUUCUGUCUCACUGCCAUCUCCUUCAAUAUUGUCAUCACUUCUAGAAAACAAGAAUUUUAGGCUUGGGCUUUGGCUCUGCCUUUCCUGCCUCCUGGAACACCAGUGUCACCUUUGUGUUCUACCAAAACAAAUCACWACAGGUUAUUCUGCCCUUCAGAGAAGUGCGCCAUCUGGAGAAAUCCCUUCAUAUAUCCCGUACUUCGAGAUAAAAUCCUCUGGUUCCUAAAGGAUAAUUGAGAUCUUUCCUUGGAAGGAGACRUUUUCUCUUGGCCACGUGCACUUGCUGUCUCACUCUCCACUUACUCUCCCACCCUCUAUUACUCUUUCUGCGCUUCUUCUCUUCCUCUUGGAUUUAAUAUUCAGUCUUGACUGCUGGGAUUCUCCUCCCAGUAGUGUGGCUUCUGUUUUUCUCYGAGGGAAGAGCAGAUUCUUGCAACAAUGGGCUUUACUCUGCAUUCUGUCUACUUCACCUUGAAGGUGAGUUUGCUGCUGGGCUCCCUGCUGGGUCUCUGUUUGGGUCUGGAGUUCAUGGGCAUUCCCAACCAGUGGGCCCGCUACCUCCGCUGGGAUGCCAGCACUAGGAGCGAACUCAGCUUCCAGUUCAAGACCAAUGUYUCUGCCGGGCUGCUUCUCUAUUUUGACGAUGGUGGUGUCUGUGACUUCCUCUGUCUGUCCCUUGUUGAUGGGCGCAUCCAGCUGCAGUUCAGCGUGGACUGUGCGGAGACGACAGUUAUCACAGACAAGCAGGUGAACGACAGCAACUGGCACUUCCUGAUGGUCAGCCGCAACCACCUUCGGACGGUGCUGGUGCUGGACGGGGAAGCCAAGCCGGGUGAAGUGCGUCCGCAGCGCCAGUMUAUGAAUAUCGUCAGUGACCUUUUUAUUGGUGGAGUCCCACUGGACAUUCGCCCUGCUGCCUUGACUCUUGAUGGUGUUCUGAGUGAGCCUCCCUUUCAAGGAUUUAUCUUGGAUCUGAAAUAUGGCAAUUCUGAGCCGCAACUCUUGGGCAGUCAAGGGGUCCGACUGGAAAUGGAAGGACUUUGCUCAGAAAACCCCUGUGAAAAUGGUGGCACUUGCUUCCUUCUGGAUGGCGAGCCACACUGUGACUGCUCAGCCACUGGAUAUGCUGGCAAGCUGUGUUCUGAAGCGCGCGAUGAGAACAUGGCCACGUUCCGUGGCUCCGAAUACCUUUGCUAUGACCUGUCACAAAACCCCAUCCAGAGCAGCAGYGAUGAGAUCACCCUGUCCUUCAAGACGUGGCAGCGCAACGGGCUCAUCCUGCACACGGGCAAGUCGGCCGACUACGUCAACCUGGCCCUGAAAGACGGUGCGGUGUCCCUGGUCAUUAACCUGGGGUCCGGGGCCUUUGAGGCCAUUGUGGAGCCCGUCAAUGGCAAGUUCAAUGACAACGCGUGGCACGACGUUAAGGUGACACGCAACCUGCGGCAGGUGACAAUCUCUGUGGAUGGCAUCCUUACCACCACGGGCUACACACAGGAGGACUACACCAUGCUGGGCUCGGAUGACUUCUUUUAUGUGGGAGGGAGCCCCAGCACUGCUGAUUUACCUGGGUCUCCAGUAAGCAAUAACUUCAUGGGCUGCCUCAAAGAGGUUGUUUAUAAGAAUAACGACAUUCGUCUGGAGCUGUCUCGCUUGGCACGGAUUGGUGAUACGAAGAUGAAGAUCUAUGGGGAAGUGAAAUUCAUAUGUGAAAAUGUGGCUACACUGGAYCCCAUCAGCUUUGAGACACCUGAGGCCUAUAUCAGUCUGCCUAAAUGGAAUACCAAAAGGAUGGGCUCCAUCUCCUUUGAUUUCCGAACCACUGAACCCAAUGGACUGAUCCUAUUCACCCACGGCAAGCCUCAGGAGAGGAAAGAUACCAGAAGCCAGAAAAAUACUAAGGUAGACUUCUUUGCAGUUGAGCUUCUAGAUGGAAACCUCUACUUGCUGCUGGACAUGGGCUCKGGGACCAUUAAAGUCAAAGCCACCCAGAAGAAAGCCAAUGAUGGAGAGUGGUAUCAUGUGGAUAUUCAACGAGAUGGAAGAUCGGGUACCAUAUCAGUGAACAGCAGACGCACCCCAUUCACUGCGAGCGGGGAGAGCGAGAUCCUCGAUCUGGAAGGUGACAUGUACCUCGGUGGGCUGCCAGAGAACCGGGCAGGACUGAUCCUUCCCACAGAGCUCUGGACGGCCAUGCUGAACUACGGCUACGUCGGCUGCAUCCGAGACUUGUUCAUYGAUGGACGGAGCAAGAACAUCCGGCAGCUGGCAGAGGCGCAGAACGCUGCCGGGGUCAAAUCCUCCUGCUCCCGCCUCAGCACCAAGCAAUGUGACAGCUACCCGUGUAAGAACAACGCAGUCUGCAAGGACGGCUGGAACCGCUUCAUUUGUGACUGCACUGGCACCGGCUACUGGGGUAGAACCUGUGAGCGAGAGGCCUCUAUCUUGAGCUACGAUGGCAGCAUGUACAUGAAGAUCAUCAUGCCCAUGGUCAUGCACACGGAAGCAGAAGAUGUGUCCUUCCGUUUCAUGUCCCAGCGCGCUUAUGGGCUGCUGAUGGCCACCACCUCCCGAGACUCUGCCGACACUCUGCGCCUGGAGCUGGAUGGAGGCCGUGUCAAACUUAUGGUCAAUUUAGGCAAGGGACCUGAAACUCUUUAUGCUGGGCAGAAACUCAAUGAUAAUGAGUGGCACACGGUCCGGGUGGUUCGGCGAGGAAAGAGCCUCAAGCUGAUGGUGGAUGAUGAUGUUGCUGAGGGCACAAUGGUUGGUGAUCAUACCCGCUUGGAGUUCCACAACAUUGAGACAGGGAUCAUGACAGAGAAACGGUACAUCUCUGUCAUCCCCUCCAGCUUCAUCGGCCAUCUCCAGAGCCUCAUGUUCAACGGGAUGCUCUACAUUGACCUGUGCAAAAAUGGUGACAUUGACUAUUGCGAGCUGAAGGCGCGCUUUGGUCUCCGCAACAUUAUAGCUGACCCUGUGACAUUCAAGACUAAGAGCAGCUACUUGAGCUUGGCCACCUUGCAGGCUUACACAUCCAUGCACCUCUUCUUUCAGUUCAAGACCACCUCAGCUGAUGGUUUCAUCCUCUUUAACAGUGGUGAUGGCAAUGACUUUAUUGCAGUUGAACUGGUCAAGGGGUAUAUACACUAUGUGUUUGACCUUGGAAAUGGACCUAAUGUUAUCAAAGGCAACAGUGAUCGUCCUCUCAAUGAUAACCAAUGGCACAAUGUUGUCAUUACCAGAGAUAACAGUAACACACACAGCCUAAAAGUUGACACUAAGGUGGUAACUCAGGUCAUCAAUGGUGCCAAAAAUCUGGAUCUGAAAGGUGAUCUCUACAUUGCUGGCCUAGCUCAAGGCAUGUAUAGCAACCUCCCAAAGCUUGUGGCUUCACGUGAUGGAUUUCAGGGCUGUCUGGCAUCUGUGGACUUGAAUGGGCGUCUGCCUGACCUUAUCAACGAUGCUCUGCACCGCAGUGGGCAGAUUGAGCGUGGAUGUGAAGGACCAAGCACUACCUGCCAGGAAGAUUCCUGUGCCAACCAGGGCAUCUGUAAUCAGCAGUGGGAAGGCUUCACCUGUGAUUGCUCCAUGACUUCGUAUUCUGGGAGCCAGUGUAAUGAUCCUGGUGCCACAUAUAUUUUUGGGAAGAGUGGAGGUCUCAUCCUGUACACCUGGCCAGCUAAYGACAGACCAAGCACAAGGACAGACCGUCUUGCUGUGGGCUUCAGCACAACAGUGAAGGAUGGCAUUCUUGUCCGGAUUGAUAGUGCCCCUGGGCUUGGUGAUUUUCUGCAGCUGCACAUAGAGCAAGGCAAGAUCGGUGUAGUCUUCAAUAUUGGCACAGUGGACAUCUCCAUUAAAGAGGAAAGCACACCUGUAAAUGAUGGCAAAUACCAUGUAGUACGCUUUACCAGGAAUGGUGGCAAUGCAACACUUCAGGUUGACAGCUGGCCAGUGAAUGAACACUACCCCACAGGCAACACUGAUAGUGAACGGUUCCAAAUGGUAAAACAGAAAAUCCCCUUCAAAUAUAACCGGCCUGUAGAGGAGUGGCUGCAGGAAAAAGGACGACAGUUAACGAUCUUCAACACCCAGGCGCAAAUWGCCAUAGGAGGGAAGGACAGAGGGCGUCUCUUCCAAGGCCAGCUCUCCGGUCUCUAUUACAAUGGCCUGAAAGUGCUGAACAUGGCGGCRGAGAACAACCCCAACAUUAAAAUCAAUGGAAGUGUCCGACUCGUUGGGGAAGUCCCUUCCAUCUUGGGAACAACACCCACAACAUCUGUGCCACCGGAAAUGUCGACGACAGUCAUGGAAACCACAACCACGAUGGCGACCACUACGACCCGAAAAAAUCGUUCACCGCCCAGCAUCCAGACAACAGACGAUAUCGUUUCAUCAGCUGAAUGUUCCAGUGAUGAUGAAGAUUUCAUUGACUGUGAACCUAGUACAGCAAACCCCACGGAGCCAGGAAUCAGACGGGUUCCGGGGGCCUCAGAGGUGGUCCGUGAGUCGAGCAGCACAACGGGGAUGGUCGUCGGCAUUGUGGCUGCUGCCGCCCUCUGCAUCCUCAUCCUCCUGUAUGCCAUGUACAAGUACAGGAACAGGGACGAGGGGUCCUAUCAGGUGGACGAGACGCGGAACUACAUCAGCAACUCAGCCCAGAGCAACGGCACGCUCGUGAAGGAGAAGCAGCAGAGCUCAAAGAGCGGCCACAAGAAGCAGAAAAACAAGGACAAAGAGUAUUAUGUGUAAAAAAGAAUACUUAUUUAUAUAUAAAUAUAUAAAUACUUAAUGAGAUUUAACUGAGAUAUCAAAACCAUUGCAGCGAACGAGAUGAUUGGGAGAUAUCGUUUGUGGGAAAAAGUAUUGGGAAAAAAUUUCAGCAGUGACUGUUAAUGUCUAAGUCAUCACUUGGAAUCAGCAAACUUUGCCCUAAUGUAUUAUAAAGCACACUUAGCGUUCUGGAGAUGGCGCGCACAGCUCUGCUCUGUUAGUGAACUUGGACAUCUCCAAAUCUCCUCCUCCGCUGAACUUUCUGCAAAGGUAGAAGACUUCAUGGCUUACUUGUUUCAUAUCUCCAAGUGAGUCUUUAACAAUGUUCGUGAUCCCUGACUGUAUCGAUAAUUU